GUGCGGAUAUGGCUCAGAAAAAACGUAAGGCGCAGAGGUCUCGGAAAUGCUGUCAACGACAAGAUAGCGACGAUAGCGAUAAAGGGGAAUUUCGUGUCAAAGCUGCACCCCAAAAGGAUGAUGGAGUACACCUUCCAGCAUUUCCCACUGCAGAUGCAGGUUCAGAUUCAGAAGCAGAACCGGACACCAGAGAGCUGGUUCGAGCACAGAACAAGAAGAAAAAGAAGUCUGGCGGGUUUCAAUCCAUGGGUCUAAGUUAUCCCGUCUAUAAAGGAGUGAUGAAGAAAGGUUACAAGGUUCCUACUCCCAUCCAGAGAAAGGUGGUUCCAGUCAUUCUUGAUGGUAAGGAUGUGGUAGCAAUGGCUAGAACGGGCAGUGGAAAGACUGCUUGUUUCCUUAUCCCUAUGUUUGAGAAGCUGAAGGCUCACAGUGCCCAAACAGGAGUUCGUGGGCUUAUCCUUUCCCCAACUAGAGAGCUUGCCUUGCAGACUCUGAAAUUUACUAAAGAGCUUGGUAAAUUCACUGGACUGAAGACUGCUCUGAUUUUGGGUGGUGACAGAAUGGAAGAUCAGUUUGCAGCUCUGCAUGAAAAUCCAGAUAUAAUUAUUGCUACUCCUGGUCGGCUGAUGCAUGUGGCAAUUGAGAUGAACCUGAAGCUUCGCAGUGUGGAAUAUGUAGUGUUUGAUGAAGCUGACAGACUCUUUGAGAUGGGAUUUGCAGAACAGCUGCAAGAGAUAAUCUCUCGACUACCAGAGACCCGCCAGACACUUCUUUUCUCUGCCACUCUGCCCAAGAUGCUUCUAGAGUUUGCCAGAGCUGGCCUUACUGAGCCUGUGCUAAUACGGUUGGAUGUUGACACAAAGCUAAGUGACCAGCUGAAGUUGUCCUUCUUUAACGUGCGUGUAGAGGACAAACCUGCUGUGCUUCUGCAUCUACUGCGCUGUGUUGUGAAGCCUCAAGAACAAACAGUCAUUUUUGUUGCCACUAAGCACCAUGCAGAAUACCUGAGAGAGUUGCUGGACAUGCAGGGAAUUCCAUGCUCUCACAUAUACAGUUCUCUGGAUCAGACAGCCAGGAAGAUAAACCUGGGCCUCUUUUUGCAUGGGAAGGUGCGUGCGUUGUUGGUCACUGAUGUGGCAGCUCGAGGUAUUGAUAUACCAAUGUUGGACAACGUCAUAAACUACAACUUCCCUCCAAAGGCCAAGCUUUUCCUGCACCGCGUUGGGCGUGUGGCAAGAGCAGGACGAAGUGGGACUGCUUACUCAUUCAUUGCUCCUGAUGAAAUUCCCUAUGUGUAUGAUCUCCAUCUCUUUCUUGGGCGCCCCCUUAAACUGGCAAACGCACAAAAUAUUGAGACAGAGGCAGACACAGAUGGUGUACUGGGGAGAGUACCACAGAGUUUGAUUGAUGAUGAGGAUGCCUUGCUUAUUACUGAUCGGGAGCGUUCACUGGAGCUGCAGAACUUGCACCAAGUGUCCGAGAAUGCCUACAAACAAUACAUUAAAUCCAGGCCAACUCCCUCUCCUGAGUCCAUCAAACGCGUCAAAGAUGCUAACUAUAACUUGUUGGGGGUUCACCCACUCUUUUGGUCUCAGCUUGGUGGAGAAGAGAUGCAGAGGCUGAAGUUUGUUGAUGGCAUCAAAUCUUACAAAUCUAAAGCAACCAUAUUUGAAAUUAACUCUACUAGUAAGACCUCUGCAAGUGAAGUUAUGCGAGCCAAGAGAAAUCACGAUGGGAAACUUAUCGCUAAGUUUCAGCGGCUGCAAGAGGAGAAAACAAGUGCAACUGUGACUAGUGGGAUAUCCGGCCUUUGCUGCAAACAAGAGAGCGAUGAGGAAAACAUAGAGGGGGUAUUUUCACAAGUGAUUGGGAAGAGGAAAAUGACUGACAAAGAUGAAGCUGAAGGCAGCAAGAAAAGAAAAGGAGGAGCUUCUCAGGACUCCAACUAUUACAUACCAUACAGACCAAAGGAUUUUGAGAGUGAGAGGGGGCUCAGCAUUGGGGGCAGCAGCUUUGAGCAGGCAGCCGCUGGGGCUGUAAUGGACCUAUUGGGAGACCAUACGGAAGAUCUGAAAAAGAACAAACAAGUAUUGAAGUGGGAUCGAAAGAAAAAGAAGUUUGUGGGAACAGGUGGACAGGAAGACAAAAAGAAAAUAAAGACUGAGAGUGGGAGACUCAUUAGCAGCUCUUAUAAGAAAAACCUAUAUGAAGGUUGGAAGAAGAAAUACAAAAUUGAUGACCAAGAUUCUGAGGAGGAAGAGACCAAUCAGAGGACAGCUGCAGGGCGCAGGAAAGGCAGAGGUGGGCGUGGCUCCCAGAGACACUCCAAUUCACAAAGUUCAGGGCCACAAGGGAAGGCCAAAUCCGAGCUGCGCAGCAAACAGCAAAUCCUCAAGAUGAGAAAGGCACAAUCUAAACAGAACUUCUUGCAAAAAGGGGGUUUGAAGAAGAUGAAAACCAAGACAAGACAUCUGGCCCAUCAGAUGAAGAAAUCUGCUUUUGGAAGAGGGAAAAGCAAUGGGUUCAAGAAAGGAAAGACAAGAAAAUAAGCAAUAUGUGACUGAGCGCUGUGGAAACAGACUGCUACAAAUCACAAACAAUCUCCUCCUCUUGUUCAUAAAACCUUGACUGGAGACAGGAAGGCCGUUGAUGUUUUAUGUGUGCAUCAGUCUUUCCCUAAUAGGGAACUGGCUGAUGGGUGAGGCUGAUUCUUGCUUCAUAAGAUCCCACUGAGUUCCAGCAAAUCACAUUUUAGUAAUCCAAAGUAUUACCCAAACUUUUUAAAGAAAGUUGGGUUUUUUUUUGUUGGUUUAAAACAAACAUCUGGUGUAGGAACAUGUUAUUAUUACUUUAUCAUAACUGCCAUUUGGCAAUUCCAGCUUUAAAUCAAGGAAUGUAAAGUUACUUGUUCUCAUUUGGAAACUUCAUACGGAACACCCCGAUUGUCUAAACUUAAAUGUUACUUGUAUCAUUAAACAUCCAAUAUUCCAAAACGAAUACUAAUUUAAAAACAAGUAGAUGCGUCCAUGAGGCUUUUUAUUUCCAAGUGUUCAGCAAAACUGAUACUUUGCUCAAUAAAAAAAUACUGUUA
Messenger RNA from Xenopus laevis (African clawed frog), 3091 nucleotides. RefSeq names its product DEAD-box helicase 54 L homeolog (gene ddx54.L). Gene Ontology annotation, molecular function: RNA helicase activity; nucleotide binding; nucleic acid binding. Lineage: Eukaryota; Metazoa; Chordata; Amphibia; Anura; Pipidae. Gene Ontology annotation, biological process: RNA processing. Gene Ontology annotation, cellular component: cytosol; nucleolus; cytoplasm. The record is from RefSeq and is marked provisional.